Fusarium mangiferae is the source of this 330-nucleotide messenger RNA. RefSeq lists its product as uncharacterized. Bases 1 to 330 code for a protein of 109 amino acids. Lineage: Eukaryota; Fungi; Ascomycota; Sordariomycetes; Hypocreales; Nectriaceae. The record is from RefSeq and is a predicted model, not a curated record. The transcript has a single exon.
AUGGACAGAAACGGCGACGCAAUCUUCACUGAGGCAUAUCCUGACGGCUACGCAGCAAGUCAAAUCGACGAUGGUCGCGAAUUCGCGAUCGAGGGAAUUUGCUGGAGUGCAUCGCGCAAGUUUCUCUGCGUCUCCAACAUUGCGGGAAAUCCGCAGAGCUGUGAGGUCAAAGAUAACAAUGGAAAUAGCUUGGGUAAGGCAGAGGAGAACACGAAGUGGGAUUUUAUUGGGAUUGCGAUUGGUUCGACGGGUGGAUGUGUUGUUGAGAUUGACACGGAGGAUUCCCGUCCUCCGAUGGGUGAGGAUGGCACUGAUCUUCAUGUUAUCUGA